GGUAGAGAUACAAUUCAUAACGAAUCCGUGUUUAAAAUGUGCCGGUCGUGUUUUGAUUCGAUUACUUUUUAGUAAAGUGUUUAAAGGAAAUUAUAUUACUGAUAAGUACCUAACUCGUGUGUAUUGAAUGAUAACGUGUGUAAAUACGAGAUAAAGGGAACGGACGGACUGUUUCGAGCUGAGAGUGUCGUUUGAAACCAUUAUUACGCCUUGGGAUCCAAAUUGUAAUAGAUUGUAUUGCAAAACCUAGGUACCGAAUCGAGAACCUCCUUUUUGGAAGUCGGUGAAUAAAGUUGGUGAUGAUUGAUGACUAAACAAAUAUUUUCGCUGAAAGUGACGCAAAUAGUGAAGAAUUUUAUAUUUAAAAGUGGCUAUAAUGGAAUGAAGAGUUGACGAAAAAGUGACCAAACAUAAAAAAAAAAUUGAACCACUUUUUGAUAAGUACGGGACAAAGAUAGAAUUAUAACACUGAAGAUAUUCAUUAGCGGAUGAAGAACUCCUUUCUUUUUGAAAGUUGGUUAAAGUGACGAAAUAAGUAAAUUCAACCAAGUGAAUACGUGAGAUAAUACCUAUCUAUUGCAACGUGACACUAAACUGAUGAAAAAUGGAAGCCUCAACGGCAAAAGUGAUAUCCAUUAUAGCAUUAGGACUAGGAAGUUUUGUCACGGGUAUGGCACCAGCAUGCAUUUCCCAUAGUGCAAGACAAAGGCAUCCUUUAUUCAUAUCUUGUCUACUUUGCUUCGGCGGUGGAGUUUUACUAGCCACCUCUUUAACUCACAUGCUACCAGAAGCUCGAGAGAAACUCCCACAGUAUACAGAACUUUUAUUAUGUGCUGGAUUCUUUCUUGUCUACAUCGUCGAUGAAAUCGUACAUAUCUUCAAUGGGACGAAUGAGCACCCUCAAAGCCCUGUGGUUCAAAGGAAUUAUGGCACUGUAGAACAGAGUUUGUUGGAACGGAGGAGUAAUGAUGAUGAGAUGAGGGACAAAUGCUGUGGCGAUGCAGGGAGUCCGACGAUGUGUCAUAUCAGCCACACGGAGCCGUGUAAUAAGAGUUCUUCUGGUGUCAUCGGGUUGUUGUGUGCUUUGUUCGUUCAUAGCCUUUUGGAAGGAUUGGCGAUUGGAUUGCAGGAAACUGCUUCUCAGGUCCUUCUUUUGCUAGGCGCGGUAGCAAGUCACAAGUACGUGGUAGGAUUCUGCCUGGGCGCUGAGCUGUGCGCCAGCGCGCCGGGGCGGCUGUGUGCGCACAUCGUGUGUGUGGCGCUGUUCAGCGGCGGAUCCGUCGCCGGCAUCGCUGUAGGCGCUGUUCUGGACAACGUCAACGUUCUGAAGGACUCCGUCGCUGUGCCUAUCAUGCAGGCGCUCGCGGCGGGUACGCUUCUGUACGUCACGGUGAGCGAAGUGUUACCGCGCGAGCGAGCGCGCUGGCAUGAGCGGAAGCACGGAGCGGGCAUGGUGCAGUUCAUUGCUGUUGCUGUCGGAUUCGCUAUUAUGUACUUAUUGACUAUGUAUCUUGAUCAUGAUGCCGAGUAAUAAAAUAUAUAACGCUGUGUUACUUUAAUUGUAUUUUGUAAGAUAUUAUCAAGACAGUACUUAUAAUCUUAAAACUAUAGGUAAUUCCCUAAGAACAUUAAAUUAAGUUUCGUACUUACCUUAUCAGAUAUUAUUCUAUGUUGUAAAAUAGGCUACUGUUAUUGUUAAGAUUUUUGAUAAUAAAACAAUUUUCGAUUUCA
This is a messenger RNA of Maniola jurtina (meadow brown), 1731 nucleotides long. It is a transcript of the gene Zip88E, whose product is annotated as zinc transporter ZIP1. Lineage: Eukaryota; Metazoa; Arthropoda; Insecta; Lepidoptera; Nymphalidae. The transcript is spliced from 4 exons. The record is from RefSeq and is a predicted model, not a curated record. Bases 605 to 1531 code for a protein of 308 amino acids. Gene Ontology annotation, biological process: zinc ion transmembrane transport. Gene Ontology annotation, cellular component: plasma membrane. Gene Ontology annotation, molecular function: zinc ion transmembrane transporter activity.